Orussus abietinus is the source of this 4318-nucleotide messenger RNA. RefSeq names its product ubiquitin carboxyl-terminal hydrolase 48-like. The record is from RefSeq and is a predicted model, not a curated record. Gene Ontology annotation, biological process: protein deubiquitination; positive regulation of apoptotic process. NCBI's taxonomy places the organism in Eukaryota, Metazoa, Arthropoda, Insecta, Hymenoptera, Orussidae. Gene Ontology annotation, molecular function: cysteine-type endopeptidase activity; cysteine-type deubiquitinase activity. Gene Ontology annotation, cellular component: membrane; mitochondrial envelope. The transcript is spliced from 10 exons. The annotation marks the transcript as partial.
CGAGGUGCAGAGUCGUGGGUGGAGCUGAACCCACCGGCAGACCGAGUUACUCCAUUGCCCUUCAGCAGCGGCGGAGAAGAGUAUCUGCGCCUCCUGAGGGAGGCUCAGAGAGACUCGACGCAAUCGUCCGCCAGGCACUCCUUGGCGUCUUCUCGUCGAGAUACCCCGAGGGAUAGUCCAAAAAGUCCGCCGAACAGCCCAAAUACGGAGUUAUCGACCGAGGACGACUUGAAAGGUGUCUACAUAAACUAUGGUUGCAAUAAGGGAGAGGAAUGGACAGACUCUCGGUCGACGGUCAUUUGUUUCAUUCAAAAUCGUCGAUAUGCGGAAACGCAUCCGAAAACUCCACCUUCGGGAAUUCAAAACACAGUUCUACUUUGCGAAUUGCACAAGGGUUUUUUCUACCAACCGUCUGUUACCAGUGAACUAUACGUCAUCGUCACGCCGGAAGAAUGGGCUAAACUAACUCAAUUUUACGAAGUGGAUCACGAGGUGACGAUCAAAAAAGUGGACGAUGAAUUUGUUACAAAUCCAGAUACUUGCGCCGCCUGCAUGCUGGCCAGGGUGGAGCAGGAGAGGUUGGAUAGCCUGAAGUAUGACCGAGCGACAAUCUAUAUCAAAUGCAUAGACGAUAGCGAAGACAACAAAUCGGAGAACGACAGCGAGACCUCGGCGAAGAGGCCGAAGAUAGAGAGCUGCAGACCCUCUAGGACCAGGAGGAAAGUGAAAGGAUCCCACGAGCUGAAGGUCUCGUCGGAAAAUACGUUGAAGGAUCUGAAGGUCAUGACGAUGCAGAUCUGUGGAGCAGGUCCCUACGAUCAACAUCUAAUGCUGGGGGAACACGAGUUGACGGAUCAUAGUCAAAGUUUGGCAUCUCUUGGGAUCUUCCCUGGUUCUCUACUCACCCUGAAGAUCGACACACCUUUGGAGAGCGAAGCGGACAUGGAGUCGGAUUCGUUGAACAACGAUUCCGCGUCUCCGGAAAAAGGUUUCAAAGGAACGGAGCUGGUAACAAGCUGAUCUGCACCGGGGCUCGGUAAGGAAGUAGCGUAAUCUAACUUGGCGAGAGAUACCACGCUACAAGUAGGCCGUCAUCGAACUUCGUCGGUCCUCGACUUCAUCGGGAUAUUUUUUAUACGGCUCACGACCCAACCAUACAAGUAUACAAGUACGGAAGUGUGCACAAGUGUUCAGCCAACUUCAUAGCCAAUCAUCGCCAAGGGCAAACCCACCAUCACAAAGACUGUCGGUCGAAGGAAAUCGACAGGACGUCGUUGUCGUCGGCCCCGAAAAGAAUAAUCGAGAAAAGAAAAUUGGAGGGGGUGUCUCGAUUUUGGAAGGAUCCCUUUCAUGAUUUCCCUCCAUUUUUUUUCUUUACCUUUCUAUUUUCCACUCUUUUUUACCGCGCCUCGACCGAGUUAUCCAGGAUGUUCCAAUGGCGCGUCGUGCGCGGUCCCCCACGAUGCGCUGAUUAAUGAUUAAUAAUUAAUGUUAACACGUAACGAUAAGAGACUAUUGACAUUUUUUUAUGCACCCGUGUCGAACAGAUCGAGACGCUUGUAUAGUGUACAUAGAGGACUGUUACCGAAAAGUUUGUUCAACGAUGUGAGUCCUAGAGGCACCGAAGGUGGCCGAGUGUUAUGGGCGGCUUUUUCUUUUUCCUUUUCGAAAUGUUGGAAAGAUCAUCUUUAUUUUCUUCGCGUCGCUUAAGAUAAAGGUAGCUUUAGGAAGCUUCCUAUUCUCUCAAGAAAUUGUCCGAAGACAACUUCUGGUAAUCGCAAUCAUUGAGUCUUUUGUUUUAAGGUAAUGUAAAAAUGGCGGGAAUUUGGUAGAACAAAGAGAAAUCAUUUGAAAGCGCUAUUGUUUUCCUGCGUAAACAAAAGCGGAAAAGAACAAAGGUGGCUCACUUUUGCCUUCUAUGAUCGGUUAAAUCAUUUCUAGAACGAUAAUCAAUUUUCGUUUGAUUCACGGACGUUAAUUAUCGUUCUAAUCGUUUUUCGUACUAAUUCGGUGCAAUUACCUCCAGAAGAAUUUCGCGUGCAAGGAAUAAUUAUUGUAAAUACCUAAUCAGCUGUUUGGUAAAACUGGGGAUUAGGGGACCCACCUUCGAUGACCUUGACCUUGAUGUAUGUUGUCAAAGUCACCCUCCUGAGUGACCUACUGAAGGUUUUACCCGUCGCUUGUUGUGUGUUGAAAAGCUAUUGAUCAAAUAUUUUUCUUGAGUUGAACGUACACUUUCGGAAUUGAAUAUACAUUCAAAUAGUCUGAACAUACGACAAUAAACCAUGUACGUAAUUUUGUGGGUCUUGAAAGUGGGGUUCACACGCCUUUGUACAUUAAAAAUGCAAAAAGAUUACGGACAUACUGCGAGGAAAUAUUUUUCGUUAUGGUAUUUACAAUCGUCAUUUUACUCAUUAUCUUCCUAAAUACUUAUUUAAAAGAAGAAAUCAUUUCGGCGACCGUAUUAAUGUUUUCUUCAAAAUGUGUUAGGUAUAUCCGUUAAAACAUAAUUACACAAUUAAACACGAUUAAGUGAAUUAGAAUUUCAUGUAUUGUAACUAACUAAAUUUUGUAGGUCUUGAAAGUGAAGUUCACACGCCUUUGUACGUUAAAAAUGCAAAAAGAUUACGGCAAACUGCUAGGAAAUAUUCCUCGUUAUGCUAUCUGCAAUCGCCAUUUUACUCAUUAUCUUCAUAAAUACCUAUUUAAAAAGAGAAAUCAUUUCGGCGACCAUAUUAAUGCUUUCUUCAAAAUGAUCAGUUAGGUAUAUCCGCUAAAACAUAAUUACAUAAUUAAACAUGAUUAAGUGAAUUAGAAUUUCACAUAUUGUAGCUAACUAAAUUUCGUAGGUCUUGAAAGUGGAGUUCACACGCCUUUGUACCUUAAAAAUGCAAAAAGAUUACAGCAAACUGCUAGGAAAUAUUCCUCGUUAUGCUAUCUGCAAUCGCCAUUUUACUCAUUAUCUUCAUAAAUACCUAUUUAAAAAAAGAAAUCAUUUCGGCGAACGUAUUAACGCUUUCUUCAAAAUGAUCAGUUAGGUAUAUCCGCUAAAACAUAAUUACAUAAUUAAACACGAUUAAGUGAAUUAGAAUUUCAUAUAUUGUAGCUAACUAAAUUUCGUAGGUCUUGAAAGUGGAGUUCACACGCCUUUGUAAAUUCAAAAUGCAAAAAAAAUUACGGACUAAAUUUUGUGGGUCCUGAAAGUAGAGUUCAUACGCCUUUGUACAUUAAAAAUGCAAAAAGAUUACGGACAAUCUGCUAGGAAAUAUUCCUCGUUAUGCUAUCUGCAAUCUCCAUUUUACUCAUUAUCUUCAUAAAUACCUAUUUAAAAAAAGAAAUCAUUUCGGCGACCGUAUUAACGUUUUCUUCAAAAUGAUCAGUUAGGUAUAUCCGCUAAAACAUAAUUACAUAAUUAAACACGAUUAAGUGAAUUAGAAUUUCAUAUAUUGUAGCUAACUAAAUUUCGUAGGUCUUGAAAGUGGAGUUCACACGCCUUUGUAAAUUCAAAAUGCAAAAAAAAUUACGGACUAAAUUUUGUGGGUCCUGAAAGUAGAGUUCAUACGCCUUUGUACAUUAAAAAUGCAAAAAGAUUACGGACAAUCUGCUAGGAAAUAUUCCUCGUUAUGCUAUCUGCAAUCUCCAUUUUACUCAUUAUCUUCAUAAAUACCUAUUUAAAAAAAGAAAUCAUUUCGGCGACCGUAUUAACGUUUUCUUCAAAAUGAUCAGUUAGGUAUAUCCGUUAAAACAUAAUUACAUAAUUAAACAUGAUUAAGUGAAUUAAAAUUUCAUAUAUCGUAUUUAACAGAUGACCGGUCUGAUUCUGUCUAUUAGCCUAACCUAACCCAAAUCAACUGGAAUUAAAUCAGUUUAAUACAAUUGAGAAUAUUAAUAUAUGUUUAGCCUUUUGUAUCGUAUUUCUAAUGUUUUGGAUGAUUUAAUUUAAGUUAAUUUGGGUUAGGUCAUACAGCAAUACUCGAGUCUUUAAAUGAAUGUUGAACAACGAGAAACACAAGCAAACAACGAGUGUAAAACAUUUUGAAGGUCACUCAAGGGGGUGACCUUGACUACAUAUGUCAAGGUCAUCGGAGUUGGGUUCCCUAAACCCCAGUUUUUUCCUACGUUUAUAUGCACUUUUUCGAAUACUGAUGAAGGUUUUGUUUAUCUAAAAAAAAGAUAAGCGUGAUUAGGAGAUACUAGGUUUGUUCGCGUUGACUGCACUUUUUACACUCGAGGGUAAUAAGGAUAUUACACUUUUCUUGAAAAGUGCAGAAGGGUAAAUACACUUUCGUCGAACGCCAGAAAGCUCACGAAAGUCCAA